This is a messenger RNA of Schistosoma spindalis, 1194 nucleotides long. NCBI's taxonomy places the organism in Eukaryota, Metazoa, Platyhelminthes, Trematoda, Strigeidida, Schistosomatidae. The record is from the annotation of a GenBank genome assembly.
AUGUGUUCUUCUAAUGAACAUUUUCUUCGUUAUCUAUUUAAAUGUUUUAUAGAAGGUCCCCUCACGAAAACAGUAAUAAUCGCAGUCUCAUCAACGCUGACUAGAUCGAACAAGUCUUUGGAGUGGAAUGACAGUUUGUUGGAUCCUAGUUCCGAUUUAUAUCGAAAUUAUUCAACUGAAAUUUGUGAUUUGCUUUUGGACAGCAUCAAUUCAACUUACAUUGAGGGAAUAAUCAAUGUUAAUUGCACAGUUGUUGGCUUCUCACGUGGAUCAGUUAUUGGAAGUGCUGUAUUAGUCAUCGAUUACAGUAGCACAAGUGAGAAUUUUUCAUCAACUGAAGUGUCAAAAGACACUGUUCGCAAUGCUGUUGUGGAAUACAUAGCAGAAUUGGUUGCCAAUGGUUCGGAGCAAGUGUAUUUCGGCACAUCAAGUGGCUUGGCAGUAGAAACUGUAAUCCAUGUGGCAACCACUGAGGUGAUCACUGAAUCUCAGAAUACCGAUGCUUACAAUACUACGGAGACAACUGAAUUAAGCAAAACGACUUUCAGUACGAAAAAUAUACUAGAACUAUCAAUGACAGUGGAGAUUUUAAUAGGAAAUCAACAAACAAAUUGGAAUUUCGAACUGUCCAACAAAUUUUCUGAACUUUACAAUAGUACUGCUGAAAAAACUUGUGCUUCGAUAAAAGCCAGCCCUCGAUAUAUUACAUCAAUACAAUUCACCGUAACUACUUGUAAUGUUCUUCGUUUUUAUCCGGGUUCUGUGAAAUCUGAUGUACAGAUAAUUGUAGAAUACAUAAAUAACUUCAAUGUGACUCAAACACAAAUUCUUCAAGCAAUUCAGUUGGGUUCACAAUUAUAUGUAAUAGAUCUGUUAAAAAAUGAGUCAAUCGAUUCCAGUCGUAUAAUAUCAUUUAAGUUAAUUAUGCAAAAGGAAACUUGUAGUACGAUCGCAGCAAAAUGUUCACCACAUGCUCAAUGUAUCGAGAGAUCUGACGGUGCCGUUUGUGUAUGUAAUCCAAUGUGGAUAGAUUUAAACAUGCAACAACCCGGAGAACAGUGUAUAAUAAGCCCAACUGUAAUAGCGUUAAUUAUUAUUGGAACAAUCCUAAUCAUAAUAAUAUUUGCCGCAGGAAUAUACUUCGCUCUUCGUACAGGCAGAAAUGGUCAACGAUUUAUACAUUCAUUUGCUUAG